Linum trigynum is the source of this 2512-nucleotide messenger RNA. The record is from the annotation of a GenBank genome assembly. Lineage: Eukaryota; Viridiplantae; Streptophyta; Magnoliopsida; Malpighiales; Linaceae.
GCUGAAAGUACAUUAGUUGGCAGUCGGCAUCUUUUAAGGUGACAUGGAAGUAGUGGUUAAAACCGAAAUAUGGCUUAUUUGUCAAGGGUUUGCUAAAGGUGUUCUUUCCUGCAGCCGGUCUCGGGAUAGAUAUCGAGAUAGGGAAAAUGGAAGGCAAGGCAACGACGGGGGCAGCAGAACCAGCACAGCUGAAAAUGCCAGUACUAGUUCUUCAAUGGGCGUUCCUCCAGCCAUGGUCUUCUCUGGUGGACCUCGUUCAUUUUCAGGGCAGCCACCGACGAUCCUUCAGUCCAGGGACCGUCAAGAUGACUGCGGGAGCGGUUAUGAAGAGAACUUUGAAGGCAGCAGGGAUUCAGGUGACACUAACAGUGUUGGGGAUCCCGAACUGAUGUCUGCAUUUGAUGGCCAGUCGGGUGGUGGCUUUGGGUCGGGCCAACGGCAAGGGUCUAGAGGGAGCAAGUCGAAACAAUCAAUGGAGCGAAGAGAAAGGGAGGGAAGGCGCGAGGGCAAGUGGGAGAGAAAACAUUAGAAUGUGUUAGCCUAACAAGUGCUGUAAGCUGUUUAUGGUUAACAAAGGCAACUGUUUUUGUGGCGUCUAUUCCCUUUUUGGGCCGACAAAUAGCUCUGUUGUAUUGUUCACUUCUGUUCUGUGUCAAUAUCGAUGUUGUAGCUAUUCACCAGUCGAACCAUCUCGCACUAAAUUCCCUAAGUGUGGUCGACUUAGUUUUUUCUUUCUUUCUGUUACUGAGAACAGACCCAACUGAAUUGGUGAGAUCGAAUUGUUCACUACUGACUUGUAAUGCAUGCACAGCUGAUAUGAUGGAACACGUUACAUGAACGUAUUUACGCGCUUAUUACAACCAGACCAAAUCUCUUCAACUCCUUUGGUGGUUAUACUCUUUUAACAUUUAAUUUAAUGGCUAAACAUCGCCCUAAUUUUACUAUUAUCAUCCCAAUUUAAAAUAUAAAAUUACUAAAUUAACCGUAAUAAUACACAAAAAAAGCCCUACACGCACAGUCGGGCGGCGACACAGAGGCUUUCAUCUCCUCCAACGAGGGCGGCGGCAUGGAGGCUUUCACCGACGUCCCUCCAUGCUGACCACUUAUUCUGCCGUCAUCGAACUCCUCCCUGGGCAGUGAUCCCUAGGGCUGAAAAUGGGUCCGACCCAUCCCUGACCCUGUCUGACCCUGCCCCUGAAGGGUCAAGAUGUAUAACUGACCCGCCGCGCUCCUAUUUCUUUCAUGACCCUAUCCGACCCUUUAGGAUCGGGGCGGGUCAGGAAGGGUCGAGUCAGUGGGUCGACCCUAAUAAAUACACUACUUUUCUAAAAAUUACAAGUUGGUUCCCAAUUUUAUUUUUUCUUACAUUUUAGUACCUAAAAUUUAUUUGUUACAAAUAAGUCCCAAAAAUCUGAUGGUAAAAUUGCGUUUUGGUACCCUUUUUUUUUUUUUACAAUUUUAGUACCUAAACUUUUAAAACUUUACAAAUAGUUCCAACAUGUUUGUAUGAUGCUAAGGGUCAUAGGGUCAAAAAGUGACCCGACCCUAAAUUGAUCCGACCUUACCUAACCCUGACCCGAUCUUAUGCUGACCCAACCCUAAGUUGAUUCUGUAGACAACGGGUCGGUGGGUUUUAAGGGUCAAGUUAACUACUAUAACCCCUAAUUUUACAAUUAUCGUCCUAAUUUAAAAUAUAAAAUUACUAAAUUAACCUUAAUAAUACCAACAAAAAAAAUAAUUUAAUAUAGGGCGAUUAUAGUAGUUAGAGCAACAAUUAGCAAUCCCUUAAAAUAAACUCAUCCUUUUUAUGGCUUCAAGAAUCAAGACCCUCAUCAAAAGAUGUUGACAACGUGAGUCCCAUUCGUAUGUAGCACUAGUAGACACAACUCGAUGGACUGAGGGUUCUAAUUUGGGCUGCAUAGUCAAGCAAACAAGCGAUUGACUUAGUACUAAUAUCACUAGUCUUGAAUCUAAAAGUCAUCGGUUUAAAUUUUUACGGUAGCACCUAAUUAUAAAAAUCAACCUAUGAGACCCUUAUAAAAACAAAAAAUACCGAAUUAGCAAUAUCAAGGUAAAUGUCAAGACUCAAUAGAUCAACUUCUCACCCUUACAAAACAAAAUAAAUUAACUUCUAACUAAAACUUAUUUGUAUCUCAUGACAACGCGAAUACCAUCGGGCUCCGCAACAUUAAACUAGAAUUAUUUGAAGAUAACAUAGGCCUUCCGAUGCUUAUGAAAGAGAUUGAUCUCAUCCACUUGAGGUGACACAUAAGUAUAGAACAAAUGCACUAAAGCUCAUUUCUUAUUAUUUAAUAUUCAUAAAAUUAAUUUAGUAUACUAUAAAUAAAAUCCUCAAUGAAAUAAUUUAUAUUUCAAAGGAAAGACAAAUUAGCCUCUGCUAGUUAAUAAUAACCCGGUCGAGAAACACUGCAGCGACAAUAUUAUUUGUAAUACCCUAGCCUGACUAGGCAUUACUUUUACCAAAUACCCUAAGUAAAUGGUUAACCAUAAA